GAGGCUCCAGCGGAGUGCCCGAAAGUUGCCGCUGGUGGCCGAAACUCUCCUCAGACCCGCGCGCGCUUUGGAGCAAUGGCCGACCCGUGGCAGUGCAUCUGCGAGUUCAUCCGUUCCCAGAGCGCAAACCUGCAGAACGUGAUCCAGUCGCUCGGCAACCAGCACACGAUCAGCGACCUGGACACGAGCGACUCCCUGACGCUCCCCACUGGCUUGUCUCCGCUGCACCUGUUCAUGUUCCUGCUGAUGGCGGUCUGGGGCUUCCUCUACGUCAGCGGCCGCCAGCGCCAGGAUCUCGACGUGGGCAAGCCGUCCUCGAGCACGUCGUCGGGAUCCCCCUCGUCCGGGUCUGGCGCCAGCGGCAGCGGCGGCCAGGGCCCUCCUGGCGGCCCGCCGGGCACGGGGUCCGGGGACGGCGAGCUCUUCUGA
Prorocentrum cordatum is the source of this 429-nucleotide messenger RNA. NCBI's taxonomy places the organism in Eukaryota, Dinophyceae, Prorocentrales, Prorocentraceae. The record is from the annotation of a GenBank genome assembly.